Molecule: messenger RNA, 3459 nt
Organism: Manacus vitellinus (golden-collared manakin)
Lineage: Eukaryota; Metazoa; Chordata; Aves; Passeriformes; Pipridae
Gene: XPO7
Product: exportin 7
Exons: 33
Coding region: 1-3459 (1152 amino acids)
Biological process (GO): protein export from nucleus
Cellular component (GO): nuclear pore; cytoplasm
Molecular function (GO): nuclear export signal receptor activity; small GTPase binding
Source: RefSeq, a predicted model, not a curated record
AUGGGGAGGCCAGGUGGUACUUUGUCAGGUUGUGUCCAUGUUUUCCAGAGCCUGGCCCAGCUAGAGAACCUGUGCAAGCAGCUGUAUGAGACCACGGACACGGCGACGCGGCUGCAGGCGGAGAAAGCCCUGGUGGAGUUCACCAACAGCCCCGACUGCCUGAGCAAGUGCCAGCUGCUCCUCGAGAGAGGGAGUUCCUCCUACUCCCAGUUACUGGCAGCCACCUGCCUUACCAAACUGGUGUCACGCACAAACAACCCCCUGCCGCUGGAGCAGCGAAUAGAUAUCCGGAAUUAUGUGCUCAACUACCUGGCCACGAGGCCGAAGCUGGCGACGUUCGUGACGCAGGCGCUGAUCCAGCUCUACGCCCGCAUCACCAAGCUGGGCUGGUUCGACUGCCAGAAGGACGAGUACGUCUUCAGGAACGUCAUCACCGACGUCACCCGCUUCCUCCAGGACAGUGUCGAGCACUGCAUCAUAGGAGUGACAAUCCUGUCCCAACUAACGAAUGAGAUUAAUCAAGCGGACACAACCCACCCUCUGACCAAGCACAGGAAAAUUGCCUCUUCCUUCCGGGAUUCCUCUUUAUUUGAUAUUUUCAACCUGUCCUGCAGUUUACUGAAACAGGCUUCUGGGAAGAACCUGAACCUGAAUGAUGAAAGCCAGCACGGGCUGCUCAUGCAGCUCCUCAAGCUCACCCACAACUGCCUGAACUUCGACUUCAUCGGCACCUCCACGGACGAGUCCUCGGAUGAUCUUUGCACUGUGCAGAUCCCAACCAGUUGGAGAUCAGCAUUCUUGGAUUCUUCGACCCUUCAGUUGUUUUUUGAUCUUUAUCAUUCCAUCCCUCCUUCGUUCUCUCCUCUGGUUUUGUCCUGCUUGGUGCAGAUCGCCUCCGUUCGCAGAUCCCUCUUCAACAACGCCGAGCGGGCAAAGUUCUUAUCUCAUCUCGUUGAUGGAGUCAAACGGAUACUGGAAAACCCCCAGAGCUUGUCAGACCCCAACAACUACCACGAGUUCUGCCGAUUGCUGGCGCGGUUGAAAAGCAAUUACCAGCUGGGCGAGCUGGUGAAGGUGGAGAACUACCCCGAGGUCAUCCGGCUCAUUGCCAACUUCACUGUCACCAGCCUGCAGCACUGGGAGUUUGCUCCCAACAGUGUUCACUACCUACUGAGCCUGUGGCAGCGCCUGGCAGCGUCCGUGCCCUACGUGAAGGCCACCGAGCCCCACAUGCUGGAGACCUACACCCCCGAGGUCACCAAAGCCUACAUCACAUCCCGCCUGGAAUCCGUGCACAUCAUCCUCAGGGACGGGCUGGAGGAUCCCCUGGACGACACGGGGCUGGUGCAGCAGCAGCUGGACCAGCUCUCCACCAUCGGGCGCUGCGAGUACGAGAAGACGUGUGCUCUGCUCGUGCAGCUCUUCGACCAGUCAGCCCAGUCCUACCAGGAGCUGCUCCAGAGUGCCACUGCCAGCCCCAUGGACGUGGCUGUGCAGGAAGGGCGCCUGACGUGGCUCGUCUACAUCAUCGGGGCGGUCAUUGGCGGGCGCGUGUCGUUCGCCAGCACGGACGAGCAGGAUGCCAUGGAUGGAGAGUUGGUCUGUCGGGUGCUGCAGCUGAUGAACCUGACGGAUUCCCGCCUGGCCCAGGCUGGGAAUGAGAAGCUGGAGUUGGCCAUGCUGAGCUUCUUCGAGCAGUUCCGGAAGAUCUAUAUCGGAGAUCAGGUGCAGAAGUCUUCCAAGCUGUACCGGCGGCUCUCCGAGGUGCUGGGGCUCAACGACGAGACGAUGGUGCUGAGCGUGUUCAUCGGGAAAAUCAUCACCAACCUGAAGUACUGGGGUCGGUGUGAGCCCAUCACCUCCAAGACACUGCAGCUGCUCAACGACCUCUCCAUUGGGUACAGCAGCGUGAGGAAGCUGGUGAAGCUGAGCGCUGUGCAGUUCAUGCUGAACAAUCACACGAGUGAGCACUUUUCCUUCCUGGGCAUUAACAAUCAGUCCAACCUGACGGACAUGAGGUGUCGGACGACGUUCUACACUGCACUGGGGCGUCUGCUCAUGGUGGAUUUAGGGGAAGAUGAGGAUCAGUAUGAGCAGUUCAUGCUUCCCCUCACUGCUGCCUUUGAGACUGUGGCCCAGAUGUUCAGCACAAACACCUUCAACGAACAAGAGGCAAAAAGAACUUUGGUGGGUUUGGUGAGAGAUCUGAGGGGAAUUGCCUUUGCCUUCAACGCCAAGACCAGCUUCAUGAUGCUGUUUGAGUGGAUUUACCCCUCCUACAUGCCAAUCCUGCAGAGAGCCAUCGAGCUCUGGUACCAUGACCCAGCCUGCACCACCCCUGUCCUCAAACUCAUGGCCGAGCUGGUCCACAACAGAUCCCAACGGCUGCAGUUUGAUGUGUCCUCUCCCAAUGGAAUCCUGCUCUUCCGAGAGACCAGUAAAAUGAUCACGACCUACGGUGAGUGCCCCCGGGAUUAUCCCAAGCUCAGCCAGUCCUACUAUUCCUUGCUGGAAGUUCUUACCCAGGACCACAUGAACUUUAUAGCCAGUCUGGAGCCUCAUGUAAUCAUGUACAUUCUCUCUUCCAUUUCAGAAGGUCUCACUGCACUAGACACCAUGGUUUGCACGGGCUGCUGCUCCUGCCUGGACCACAUUGUCACUUAUCUCUUCAAGCAACUGUCCCGCAGCACCAAGAAGAGAACGACCCCCCUGACCCAGGAGAGCGACCGCUUCCUGCACAUCAUGCAGCAGCACCCUGAGAUGAUCCAGCAGAUGCUCUCGACAGUGCUGAACAUCAUCAUCUUCGAGGACUGCAGGAACCAGUGGUCCAUGUCCAGGCCCCUGCUCGGCCUCAUCCUGCUCAACGAGAAGUAUUUCUCUGACCUGAGGAACAGCAUAGUGAACAGCCAGCCCCCGGAGAAGCAGCAGGCCAUGCACCUCUGCUUCGAGAACCUCAUGGAGGGCAUCGAACGCAACCUGCUGACCAAGAACAGGGACAGGUCACAGCUGGCCCUGCGCACGAUCUGCCUGGGGGAGUCGGCCCGGGAUGAAUUCCACGUGGUGGAGGUGGUGGCAGAGGAGGGGGACGCCCGGCCCCCGGUGCCCCUCGCCACGCUGAAGCCGUCGGUGCUGCCCAUGGCCACGCUGGCCGGAGUGGAGCUGACCCCCCCUGUCACCUUCCGCCUGAGAGCCGGCUCGGGGCCCGUCUACAUCAGCGGGCAGCACAUCUCCAUGAUCACCUCAGAUGAGGAGGAAGAAGAAGAGGAGGAGGAGGAGGAGGAAGAAGAGGAGUCCCCUCAGAAGCCCCCCAAGGGCCAAACCGCCCGGAAAGGCGGCGCUGCCAAGAAGAGAAAGCUGGAGAAGGAGGAUGAGCCCAGGAACAACACCGUCCCCGAGGAUCCCCUUCCCGGCAAGGGCCGCGGAGCCGGGAGGGGCAGGAAAGCAGCGCCGAAGAAAUGA